GAGUAAAAUCGGAUCACAACCUCAAGACCAUGAUUCUCUCAUUACCUAUUUGGCCGGUGCGCAAAAGUCUCCUGGAGACAAACGUAAAACCAGCUCUAAAGCCAAUCAAUUGUGGGUCCAUAUUACCAAAAGAGGUGGAAUUGUAUCGAACAAAGGACGCUAAAGUGUAUCUGGCCUCUUCAGAUGACCUCGAUGAUCGGAUUCUGGUCGAUCUCAAUGUCCCUCACCGAAAUGUCUAUUCAUACAUCUUCGAGGACGUCGACUUCCCUAAAGAAUACGACGAUCAAUACAUGGUAUUCUUAAAAAGCAUACUUAAGUAUGAGAGAGACAAAACCUUUUACGGAAUUACUCGAGGUCUGAGAGAUAAACGUUGUUUUCCUACUGUGAACAAGAAGAGGUUGAAGAAGAUUUCCGAUCUAUACGAUUUUGGAAAUUACGUUUUUUGGGCUUUGUUCUCGAACUCAGACGUCUUCCUUCACCCGGAUCUUUCCGAGUUCGCGUCGACGUUAUCAACUGUAGGAUUCAAAAAUCGGAUAGAUCAAGCAACGUUCAUCAAAUGCGCGGAGAAAAUCGAAGAAUUUCAAAAUCAACGAAACCCACCGUCUGAUUUACGCAAUCGAGGAUCUGUCCUGGUCAACUUUCUCUAUAAGAACUCCAAUAUCAUCAAGUCGGAGAGCGUUGAAAGGAUUCCGUUCGUUCCAGUUGCUCAGACAUUAGAUAAUCCUUACAGCCUAUAUUACAAACCUCCUCGAGUUCUGAACUGUUUUAAAGAGACAAUCCUUCCAAGAUACAAAGAAGUUGCGUGGAGUCAAAAGUCCUUGAUUGCAGAAGAUGUCGUACCUCCCUUGCAAAUGCUCCAAAUAUAUCCAUCACUUGGUAAGCCGGAUGCUUUUACAGUGGUCGAACAUCUCAGAUUCCUGCGCGAAAAAAUUAUGAUUGACGAAGAGUGGAAAACAAAUUGGGCGGAUACAUUUAAAUAUAAUGUCUACGAGGUUUAUAAAUGGCUUGAUGAAGAAUCUUUAAAUGAGGACAUCAAUCUGGCUCACUACAUUACUCAAAACGAACGCUUAUUCCUUAAUUUCAAUAAAAAUCUGAAUCCAUUUGAUGCCGAUAAUUGGGUUUCAGCAAAUGAUUUGGUUUUAAACAGUGAACCGGGAGAGAGGAAAUAUGUCAACCCGGAACUUGCUAAAUACUCUAACAUGCUGAAAAGCGCAAACGUUCGAGAAAUAAAGCCACCAAACGUCGAAAUAAUUGUUAGACAACACAACCAAUUGUAUUUCAACAAUAACGCCAUGUUUGAUUUCCUGCUAAAUCAGGAACAAGCUAUUCCCUUGCAUGACGUAAUUUUCAACGUAAAAGGCGAAAUGAUAGGGACCAGUCGAUAUAUGCUUGCCGCAAGCUCAAUAUUUUUUUAUCGGAAAUUCACUUCAGGAGAGUUCACCGCGGAAACAAGUCCAAUCAAUCCAACUGUGAUAAUUAUUGAUGAUGUGGAUCCAAACUCGGUGCGUAUCUUGUUGCGCUACCUGUAUGGUCAAGACAUCAACGACGCCGUUCAAGGUUUAAAUGGCAAUGACGCAGGAUCCCUGAAUAUGCUUUCAUACGUGGACCUGCUUAAAUUGGCAAAUUAUUACGAGCUGGACCAUUUGAAGGAACUGAUGGAGCUGAAGCUCUCGCGACUGGUCUUGAUGUCGAAUGUGGUAUAUUUGAAACGGUUGUCAGAAGACUUGAAAGCCAGCCAACUUGAAAAAUAUUGCAACCAAUUCAUUCUUGACCACGAAGAUUUGCGAUAA
Molecule: messenger RNA, 1790 nt
Organism: Acaulospora colombiana
Lineage: Eukaryota; Fungi; Glomeromycota; Glomeromycetes; Diversisporales; Acaulosporaceae
Source: the annotation of a GenBank genome assembly